AUGGCCGUCGUCUCUGACGGGAAGGGCGCAGCUGAAGUUGUGGUGUUGGCCCCUCCGUCAGAGUUGCUGGAGUCCUGCCUUACUGAUUACGACUGGCUUAGUCGUUGGAACCGGCUCCGCGUCUACCACCCGCCCGGGGAAUCCAAACAGCAAGCGAAGGCCUCUGCUCGCAUCGAGCGCUUGCUUGCCCGGGCCAUGAAGAACCAUCUGCACGACGAGGAUCCAUCAGCCGCCAAUGCGGCCUUGAAGAAAGCAUUCGGCAGGAAGCUGAUGGAAUGGCUGGAGACUGAGAAUGCCGGAGACACCGAGGUUGACUGGAGCAAGAAGCUGGAGAUCACUGAUGUGAGGCCGCUAGAUGCAGAUGAACAAGAACAAGUCCGGGAUCAAGUUCCAGCGAAGUGGCUUCCGAAAAUUGAGGAUUCGAUGCCUUUCGUGAAUUGCAUUGAGAUCGAGGGCCAGGCCGUUCGCGAAAGAACCGAAGGCUUCUGGCGACGCCCUGGGUUGUCCAAACGUCUUGGUAUUGCGGGUAUUGCGACUGCAAGUGGCCUGGCGAUUACUGGGUUCCUACUAUACCGUUUUGGUCCUCGGGGUGGUAGUCUGUUAGCACCGAGAAUAGCAACCAACAGUUCCUCUCCAACGGACACCCCAGGCAACACGACUACGAACACCAGCUCUACGUUGUUCACGACACAAUUCCCACCCAAGACGCAAUUCCCACCCACGACGCAACUACCGUCCUCAUCGCUCCACCCGUAUGAGGCCGAGGCCUUGAAGUACCAGCGGGCCCUGGCGCACGAGUGUUCAGGCGUGUCCGGGUCCGACUGCGUAAACCAGUGCCAUCCGAAUCCGGAAAAGCGACCCGAGCCAAACAUCGAUGAUAUCACGACACUACUUUCUGGAUAUGAGUUGGCGACGCUGCGAGUACCUUCCGGCAGUUGCAACGAUGCGUUUCACCGGAUGAAGCCCCAAUCGAUGGUGAAAGCAGCGCCGGGCGGUUGGAAGACGUUAGACUGGUCCCAGGUAAGCGGCGGAAAGGUAAUUUGCACCGACGAGAAUGGUCAAGACAUGACUUGUCAUUAUUUCGGCGAUCCGUUCAAGUACGAUUUGCCUACUGUCUGGGAUGCGGUCAACUACUACCUGAAGCCCUACCAGUGCCUGUUUACAGACAACGGAGACACAGGUAUACGUCUCGAAUACAGGGGGGGGCGCGCAAGGGGGGUUGCAAAGUGGGUUGGAGGUGACUUAUACGGAUUCGACGAUGCUCGCGCUCAUGAAGUGGGGUACUUAGUAACACAUUUGAACAAGGGGCCUAUUGUCUUAUUCAACAAGAUAAUUCAACAAGACAUUCCCGUUACCUAUUGUGACAGCGACGGUCCGACAUGUCGGACAAACGUAUCGGAACAUUGUCAAUGCCAGAUCAUAGAGCUGAGUGCUGAGGCCACCACUCCAUCCGGCACGAACAUUCGCUGGGGGACGGUUAGGGACUACUUCACCAACCAGACUGAUUUGGUUAAGUACUAUACGUUAUUCCAAAGGAAAGAAUACAAAUUGACAAACUGCCACGUGACGUGCUGGAGAGACUCUGUUCCCAAAGAACACCGUGAAGAGACUAUUAGGUAUUUCGCCAGCGACUUCGGGCAAAAGCUUUAG
Molecule: messenger RNA, 1650 nt
Organism: Gregarina niphandrodes
Lineage: Eukaryota; Apicomplexa; Conoidasida; Eugregarinorida; Gregarinidae
Product: putative transmembrane protein
Exons: 1
Coding region: 1-1650 (549 amino acids)
Source: RefSeq, a predicted model, not a curated record